This is a messenger RNA of Clonostachys solani, 1224 nucleotides long. NCBI's taxonomy places the organism in Eukaryota, Fungi, Ascomycota, Sordariomycetes, Hypocreales, Bionectriaceae. The record is from the annotation of a GenBank genome assembly.
AUGGUUCAGCAAUACAGACUGAUGAGCCGUGGCGGCGAGCCAGAUCGACGAUGCGUCCUCCCAGCCAAGAGAACGGAUAGGCGCCGCUUCCCACCAGCAUUCUGGGGUAGCCUGUCCGAUGUCUGGCUUACACCAUACAGCCUGAGAGAGCAUAACCUCCGAAACAAGAAGCAUCCUCCAUCCAAGCCUAAGAUCCAAGGCGUCGUCUUUCAGAAUGUUGCUCAGUUUGCCAGACACGGCGGCCCAGACCUUGGGGACAUUCGUGGUUAUCCCCGCCGGCCAGAAAACACUCGUGCAACGGGGCCAGUCGGCCAACCGAAUCUAUCCAGUCGGGCUGCGGUAGGAAUGACUGAAAGUUUCGAGAGCGGCCCGCCUUGUCCUUACGAUGUCAAUUACGAGCAACUUCUGAUCGACAAUCAUAUCUGGGUGGGAUACAUAAAGUCGAGGCCAAACAACUUGGCAGAACUAGAGCACCUUAUGCCGGAUAGGGCGAUGUCUGAGAUCCCGUGGGACCGUUUCUUAGGCCCAGGCUUUUAUCUCGAGGACUUCGACUUCGCCCACGAUAAGUUGAGAUCGGAGGGAGAUGUGAUGAGAACAAUCAUCCCUACGAUCGCCGGCCAUUAUCCACGUCCUUAUCCUAACGGCCGCAACGUUAUUUUCAACAACAUGGAUACGAUGACCAACGGGACAAAGGCCCACCCGAAGCCCAUCUUUUACGAGGGGGCCCGCCCCAGGGAUCUUCAUCCAUCUGUCGCAAGCGACCUCGAUAGCCUGAUCGUACCCUCCAAAGCCGGGCGGCCCCUGGUGGUUCCCAACCUCUUCCUCGAGGCAAAGCCGCUCUGGCGCGGCACCGCCGUUGCCAUACGAAAAGCCCACCUCGAUGGCGCAUACGGCGCUCGCGCGAUGCAUGCGCUGCAGAACUACGGGAGGGAGGAGCCGGUGUACGACGGCGACGCAUAUACCUUUACUUUUAUAUACAACCCCGUCAAUGCCGGGCUCAAGAUAUACGCCCACCAUGUCACGGCGCCGGAGACCCCGGGCGGGCCACCCGACUACCAUAUGACGUUUGUCAAGUGUUACUGGAUGACCCAUGAUUUAGAAACGUAUAUCCAAGGGGUACUUGCAUUCAGAGACAUCAGAGAUCUGGCAAAAGCUCAUCGUGAUCACUUCAUCGAAGAGGCAAACUCCAGAGCGUCGGGUGCAACUGCAACCGGGCCAGAUUAA